Molecule: messenger RNA, 303 nt
Organism: Protopolystoma xenopodis
Lineage: Eukaryota; Metazoa; Platyhelminthes; Monogenea; Polystomatidea; Polystomatidae
Source: the annotation of a GenBank genome assembly
AUGUACACACGUGUGUUUUUCUGUAAACACACUGCCAAAGCGAGCCGCCACAGCCCCUUGGUACGAUCUCGUGUUGCUAGGGCGGCCUGGCGAUUAUACGCCGGGCUGGUGGACGAGGGUGUCGCGACGAGUCCGCCGCUGGCGACGGCCAAUGGGGGCGGAAUGGAGGCCGUUAGCUGCCCCUUCUUUCCUACCACCGACCAGGCUUUGGCACCGCCUCGUGUUGUGAGGCGAGCAAGCUGGGUAGAAUGGGCAUACCCCACCCGUUCAUCCCAGACAAAUCGACGUCCCUUGCACCGAUAA